Molecule: messenger RNA, 2377 nt
Organism: Musa acuminata subsp. malaccensis (wild Malaysian banana)
Lineage: Eukaryota; Viridiplantae; Streptophyta; Magnoliopsida; Zingiberales; Musaceae
Product: protein ENHANCED PSEUDOMONAS SUSCEPTIBILITY 1-like
Source: RefSeq, a predicted model, not a curated record
AACUGCUACGUCCCCCCCCUCUCUCUCCCUCGCUCAGGGCCACAGUAGAACAGAUUCUUAGGCUCGGCGGUAACCCAUUCGGAUAAACGACGCCAGGCACAUAAGCAGAGCAUGUCAGUGUCUCCGCAUACUGGAAACAGCUAUCUCGGGCGGGCAGUACGUGGACCAUCUCGUUCCCUCGCUCACUUGCAUGGACCAACGUGGCUUGUUCUCCCCAUGCUUUCCCUGUUUCUUGCAUGGAUCGUUGCCACAAUAUAGGCACCACUGUCAUUGAGCGAGAGAGUCAGUUGUACCACGGAGCACACCGGCUGACAACCAAGCCUGAUGGGUCGUAAUAGAUUUAAUGGGGCGAGUGUGAUGGUCUGCUACCGACUGCUGCUGGGAAGAUGGAAGGGAUCAUUCCCCUCCCCUGAGGAGUCGUCCCCAGUAGAGUUGAUGUCCUUUUCUGCCGUCAAGAUAUAUCCAGUAGCACAAGAGUGUCAGAGGGUCUCCAUGAGGUCCAAAUGCAUGCAUCCGGCCACCCUCCCUUCCCUUUAUAUACCCCGACCCAGCUUCUCUCCCACAGCACACACACCCCCCUCCGAGUGUAAAGAGAGCAGCAGCGGCUGCCCCCCCACCCCCCCACCCCAAGCAGAGCAGGGAAGACGGUAACACCAUGUCUUCGAUCACUCCCAAUUCUUCUGCCUUCGCAGCUGCUGCUGCUGCUGCUGUGACCAUUGUAUCCAAGUGCACGGUGUGCCCCGACAGCGACUCCUCCCUCGGCGGUCUCCCGCUCUCCGUCUCCGACCUCCCCAUGCUGUCUUGCCACUACAUCCAGAAGGGACUCUUCUUCCCCUCUCCCCAGAUGCCCAUUGCCUCGCUGGUCUCCCUCCUCACCUCCUCCCUCUCCGGCGCGCUGUCCCUCUUCCCCCCCCUGGCCGGCCGCCUCUCCACCCUACCCGACGGUCGCAUCCUCGUCUCCUGCAAUGACGCUGGCGUCGAAUUUGCCUACGCCACCGCCUACUCGCUCACCCUCCCCGACCUCCUCCCCCCCUCCUCCGAUGUGCCGGCGGCGGUCAAGUCGCUCUUCCCCCUCGACGGCGCCAUCAGCUUCCACGGCCAUUUCCGCCCGCUCGCCUCUUUCCAGCUCACCGAGCUCGCGGACGGCGCCGUGUUCCUCGGCGCGGCCGUCAACCACGCCGUCGUCGAUGGGACCUCGUUCUGGAACUUCUUCAACGCGUGGGCGGAGCUCUGCCGCCGCGGCUCCCCCUCGCCGCCAGACUUUCGCCGAAACUACUUCGGCGACUCUAAGGCGGUGCUUCGGUUCCCCGGCGGACGCGGCCCCGAGGUGACGUUUCCGGUGGACGCGCCGCUUCGAGAGCGGAUCUUCCGCUUAAGCCGGGAGGCCAUUUUCGAGCUCAAAUCGAGGGCCAACGACGGCUUCGCAAACGUCGCGGCCGUCGGUGAUCCCAACGCCGAGAUAUAUGGCAAGCAAGUCCACGACCCGAAGGCGGUGAUGGCGUACAAAGAGGAGCAGAUCUCUUCCUUCCAGUCACUGUGCGCCCACGUGUGGCGGUCCGUGACGCGGGCUCGGAAGCAGCUGCCGCCGGAGGCGAUGACGACGUUCCGGAUGGCGGUGAACUGCCGGCACCGGGUGGAGCCCCAGGUGGCGCCCGACUACUUCGGGAACGCGAUCCAGAGCAUCCCAACGACGGCGGCGGUGAGGGAGGUGGUGGGGCGGGACCUCCGCUGGGCGGCGGGGCUGCUGCACCGCAACGUGGCGUCGCAUGGAAACGAGACGAUCCGACGUGGUGUGGCGGUGUGGGAGGCGGCGCCGCGGUGCUUCCCACUGGGGAACCCGGACGGGGCGGGAUUGACGAUGGGCAGCUCCCACCGGUUCCCCAUGUACGAGGGAAACGACUUCGGGUGGGGCCUCCCGGCGGCCGUUCGGAGCGGCAGGGCGAACAAGUUCGACGGGAAGAUGUCGGCGUUCCCUGGUAGGGAGGGCGGGGGUAGCGUGGAGUUGGAGGUGUGCCUGGCGCCGGAGACCAUGGAAGCGCUCCUCCGUGACGAGGAGUUCAUGAGCUACGUCACGGAGUAGAGCGGCUGCGGCGGAGGCAGCAGCAGCGACGAAGCCGUCGCACCGUCUCACCGUCCCGCGUCGGGGCCAGAAACUGUCGAUCAACUGCUCCACGUUAUAUCCACACGUCCGCUGUUUUAACUCGUUCCCCGUCUUGGCAUUUUGUUUGCUCUCCAGCAAGUGUCUGGGGCUUAGUGUGUUGCUUCUGCUGCUGCUGCUGUGUCGGUUGGGUUCCCUCAAGUCUAAUCUCGAGUUGGUCCGCGUCCUCUUCCGGUAUAAUUUGUUAUGUAUGUCGAAGCUUAUCCUCUUCUUCUUCUU